Molecule: messenger RNA, 450 nt
Organism: Saccharomycodes ludwigii
Lineage: Eukaryota; Fungi; Ascomycota; Saccharomycetes; Saccharomycodales; Saccharomycodaceae
Gene: RPL24A
Product: 60S ribosomal protein eL24
Exons: 1
Coding region: 1-450 (149 amino acids)
Biological process (GO): cytoplasmic translation
Cellular component (GO): cytosolic large ribosomal subunit
Molecular function (GO): structural constituent of ribosome; mRNA binding
Source: RefSeq, a predicted model, not a curated record
AUGAAGGUUGAAAUUGACUCUUUUUCUGGUUCCAAAAUCUACCCAGGUAGAGGUACCUUAUUUGUUCGUGGUGACUCUAAGAUUUUCAGAUUCCAAUCAUCUAAAUCUGCUUCUUUGUUCAAACAAAGAAAGAACCCAAGAAGAAUUUCCUGGACUGUCUUGUACAGAAGACACCACAAGAAAGGUAUUACUGAAGAAGUUUCUAAGAAGAGAACUAGAAAGACCGUCAAAGCUCAAAGACCAAUUGUCGGUGCUUCUUUAGAUUUUAUCAAGGAAAAAAGAUCUGUCAAGCCAGAAGUCAGAAAAGCUAAGAGAGAUGAAAAGAAGAAGGCUGACAAAGAAAAGAAGAAGGCUGACAAGAUCGCUAGAAAGAACAACCCAAAUGCUUCUAAAAUCUCUAAGCAACAAGCUAAGGGUGCUUUUAAGAAGGUUGCUGCUACUUCCCGUUAA